AUGGCACCCCCGAUGCAGCUUGCCGCCCAUACGGGCAUCCCAUACAUCCCUACGAGCGAUGCUCAUGACCGCCACGAAUAUGGCAUCACCAAAAACCGCAAGCUUGCCUCGACUGGCGGAGGAAGAGCUUGGAGUGAGGACGAAGAGGUAUAUCUUCUCCAGACUCGACUCCAGAAGAUGCCGUACAAGCAUAUUGCCGCCCACUUGAAGAAGACCGAGCUGGCAUGCCGACUUCAUUAUCACCAGCUCAGCCAUGGGAGUAACCGCCGCAAGCGUACGACCUCGAUCUCUUCAGGCUCAUCCGCAGGUCACUCCCCUAUCAUGCCAGCUGCCAUCCCCUCGCCCAUCCGGGAGUGUUCUUCUCGGGACAUCACCCCUCCCGGAAGUGCUGGGAGUCAUGACCCUGGCUCUCCCGCCUAUUCGAACUCGGUACAGCUGCCUAGUAUCAUGAUUGGGACUAAGCUCUCGCCGUGCCUGCCUUCCAUCCUGCCGAAGCCCGCCAGCAUGACUCUUUCGACAGCGGCGCCGUCUCCGGUACUGGGCUACCCUACGCCGAUGCCGGACAGUGCUCGAUCCCUGGGUCCGUCGCCCUUCCCUCAAUCGUCGCCGAUCAGCAAUGGUCCAAUGCUCCGCCUGGACUGCUCCCUCCCGCCACCCUCGGCUCACGUGGACGUCCCUCGCCUCCAGGCUAUCUACGCUGCCCACAGGUCGUCAUUCUGGGCUGCCAUUGCGACUGACUAUGGCGCUGGAAUAAGCCCCAUCGUCCUGGAGCAAGCAUGGAAGGCGAAUAUGCUAUCUGCGGGAAGCCAGACGCCCAUCACUCCAGUCGCCAGUCCAAAUGACCGUGAGGGACUCUACGAAAAGCAUGACAGGACUCGGAUCAGCGCCAUUCUUGGGAUAGACGCCAACCCGCGAAGUCCAAAAGAGAGAGAAAUGGUGCGUCGUCUGGAAGAGGAGCGAAGUGUCAGCGUUACAGCCGGCGCCUAG
Molecule: messenger RNA, 987 nt
Organism: Anthostomella pinea
Lineage: Eukaryota; Fungi; Ascomycota; Sordariomycetes; Xylariales; Xylariaceae
Source: the annotation of a GenBank genome assembly